This is a messenger RNA of Schistocerca nitens (vagrant locust), 1687 nucleotides long. RefSeq lists its product as uncharacterized. The record is from RefSeq and is a predicted model, not a curated record. Lineage: Eukaryota; Metazoa; Arthropoda; Insecta; Orthoptera; Acrididae. The transcript is spliced from 9 exons. Gene Ontology annotation, cellular component: plasma membrane. Gene Ontology annotation, biological process: monoatomic anion transport; transmembrane transport. The coding region runs from base 1 to 1368 and encodes 455 amino acids. Gene Ontology annotation, molecular function: transmembrane transporter activity.
AUGUACACGAUUGUGCCGCUGUCGGAGCCGGAGCGCGCGGCGUGGCGGCUGCGCGAGGCGUGGCUGUGCGGCGGCGCGCUGUCUCCGCUGCCCGCGGCGCUGCUGUCCUCGCGGCUGGGGCCGUCGCGUGUCGCCGGCGCCGCGCUGCUGGCCGCCGGUCUGCUGCAGCCGCUGACGCCGCUCGCCUGGCUCACCGCCUACCACUGGCUGCUCUGCGCCGCGCAGGGCUUCGCCGUGGGCGCUGUGUGGCCUUCCCUACACGCCCUAGGAGCUGCCUGGUACCCUCCUCUUCAGCGCACCGGAUACAUCGCUCUUUAUUCCAGUGCGGCGUUGGGCCCGGUGCUGGCUUCGUGUCUGGGCUGGUGGCUGGGCCGCGAUGGGCUGGGCUACGCGCUGUCGCUGUCGUCGCUGCUGUGGUUCCUGGCCUGGCAGCAGAUGGUGCGCGACCGCCCGCACCAACACCCCAGACUUUCGCCCGAUCAGUGCUCCAGCCUCGCUGCCGCUAUCGGACCUUCCUUCUCCAGCGGACCGCCGCCGGCCGUGCCGUGGCGUCGCCUGCUGACAUCGGGGCCGAUCUGGGCGUGUGCUACCGCCGUGGCCGGCAGUCUUUGGGGACGCGCCGCACUUCUGCUGGCAGCCACGAAGUACCUGCGCCACGUGUACGGCUUCGCCCUCACGUAUGACCGCGUGCUGUCGGUGCUGCCACACGUGGGACACGUGGCGACGGCGGUGCUACUGGCUGGCCUGGUGGACAAGGCGCGCGCGCAGUCGCUCGUCUCCACCACCACGGCGCGGCGACUCAUCGUCUACAUUGCGCACCUUCCGGCCAGCGCUUUGCUGUUCGUGCUGGGCUACAGCGGCUGCGAUCCCGCCGUGCCCGCAGCCCUGUACACGGCCGCCGUCGUCGUCACGGGAGCCACCCCCGCCGGCGCCAUCGCCAGCUGCAUGGACCUGGCGCCCAACUUCGCAGGCGUGGUGCUGGCGGUCAGCCAGACGGUGGGCGCCGCGUCCUCACUGGCUGCCGCAUACGUCGUCAGCGAGGGGCUUCACGGGGCGCUGCCUGGCUCUUGGCGGAUGGUGUUUGGCGUGUCAGCGCUGGUGCUCACGUUCACGGGCAUCAUCUUCAUGGCUCUGGGCAGCGGCAGCGUGCAGCCAUGGAACUUCGUGGCGAGCGACAUGCAGCAUCAGCAGCAGGCGCAACCGUCGCCCUCUGUACCGGCCACGCCCUCCCCUCGCCAGCAGCAGCCGCGGGAGCAGCAGCAGCAGCAGCAACAGCAACAGCAACAGCAACACACAGAGUCCGCGCCGCAGCCGCUAGAGGUCUCCACCAUGAUGAUCGCGCCGGCCACUGGGGGCUGCAUCGUCUGAGUGCGACGUCAGCCACGAACCCACCGUCCAUCGCUCCCAUGCCCUGUGACGCAACAUUUUCGCUUCAGUGGAUAGCUUUUAAUGGUAAUUUCUCUGGCGUUUUCAAUCAGUUGUCAGGCUGCAAAUGCGUGCAGGUCACGACACCGGUAGGGAAUGCCCACUGCAGUGGAUUUGAAACGUCCCCUUUGAACAAUUAUACAGGACUGUGCUUAAACUGACACGUGUACAAUAUUUUGUUAGCGCAACGCAAUCUGACUUUCAAUAAUCCCUACAAAAGAAUGGGCCCUGACUAACAUUAAACUAUACCUUUCACAAAUCA